This is a messenger RNA of Salvelinus fontinalis (brook trout), 2570 nucleotides long. RefSeq names its product serine/arginine repetitive matrix protein 2. NCBI's taxonomy places the organism in Eukaryota, Metazoa, Chordata, Actinopteri, Salmoniformes, Salmonidae. Bases 756 to 2570 code for a protein of 604 amino acids. The record is from RefSeq and is a predicted model, not a curated record. The transcript is spliced from 3 exons.
GCCACUUGCAGCCUGUCUUAACAGCAGAUUUGUAAAGGGACGUCCAAGGAAGCUCUGCAAGCAGGUGUAGUAAGAAGUUAGCAUUUUGUUUUAGCUGUGAUGAGUUAUACGGAAAGUUAGCUUCUUUUCAUUUAUUCCACAGGCAGCCAUUUUGUCUGAAAUGUGUUUACUUUACUUGUUGGAGCUUUCUCACAUGCUUGUUGAAUUGACCUUGAGAGUCGUUUCAACUCAUUCAUUUAAUUAAUCUUUAAGCAUUGUAAUGUCAUUGGUCACACUAGGUAAUGACUGUCUUGCCAUAGAGAUACCUGUACACUGCAGCAUGUUUGAAUUUGUUUGAUUUGUCUCCAACUGUACUUUCACGUUACUAUGCAACUUUCUGAAAACACAACAGAAUUACAUACUUUGUGUACCAAGCCUUAAAAGUGACUUUUACACAUCUCAGAUGGUUUGCUGAAUUGACAAAGCCAUUGACCAGUUUGACAUUCUCUGAAUUAUUAACGAUUGGACGAAAUGUGUCCCGUUCCACGAAUCAGGACAACCAUGACUUCCUGUCGGAGGUGACCAGAUACAGUGAUGUCACAAGGAGCGUCUGGACCUAUCAGGAGAGCCUAACUCACACUCCGAGCCCUGACUGGGAACUCAAUAUCUGUGGCUCUGACACGGUACACAGUCAGGAGGACCAGUGGGACUUCCUGCCAGACCCAGGGAGGAGUGGCUCUAGCAGCCCAGCAGGGUGCUGUCUGACGGGGCCAGAGAUGACCCGGGUGGACCCCUCUCCCCACAGACCACCACACAGCUCACUGAUGGAGGAGAAGAGAGGCCGGGAGAGGUUCAGGCGACCCUCAGGAUCAAGAGGAGAAAGUGGCUACUUCUCUCCGGACAGGAAAGCCUUAUUUGAUGGUGGUCCCCAGGCUCAGGUGGAGGGUGUAUCCAAACGGCCUUACCGGCACUAUGAGAGGGGCCAUCCGCUCCCCAACAACCACAGCCCAGAACCCAAAGCCUCCAUCCCCUACCGGAACGUGAAUCUUGGAAUUCCCUCCCAGAGGAGAAGCGAUGAAACGUUCCAGCAGGAGACCUGGAGGAGCGAGUCUCCGCAGAGAUACACCUAUCAUUCCAACUUCAGACGUGGUGGCACCGAUUCUCAAGAUCAGUCUCCCAGCCCUCGUUCCCCAUGCCCAAACCGGUAUAAACUUGCUGAAUCUCGAUCUGCGUCCUCCCAACGUAGAAGCUCCCACUCCAAAAGUCACGCUCCUUCUCACACUCCGUCUCACUCAUCUCCCUCCUCGUCUCGCCAUCCGUCAGGACGGUCCAGUCCCUCUCACAGACGAGGGUCUGUCGUGUGUCACCACCCCUCCCCGUCUCGAAACACGGCCUCCUACAAACAUAUUGACUCCUCCCAUGUAAGAAAUGGUAAAACAGAGCAUUACACCAAUGGGCGUGAUCAAGAUUCAAGGGAUUCAAGAGAGUCAAGAGAUUCAAGAGAUUCAAGAGAGCCAAGAGAGUCAAGAGAGUCAAGAGGGUCAAGAGAGCCAAGAGGAUCAAGAGAGUCAAGGGAGCCAAGAGAGUCAAGAGAGUCAAGAGAGUCACGAGAGUCACGAGAGUCAAGAGGAUCAAGAGAGCCAAGAGAGCCAAGAGAGUCACGAGAGUCACGAGAGUCAAGAGGAUCAAGAGAGCCAAGAGAGCCAAGAGAGUCACGAGAGUCACGAGAGUCAAGAGGAUCAAGAGAGCCAAGAGAGUCAAGAGAGCCAAGAGAGUCAAGAGAGUCAAGAGAGUCAAGAGAGCCAAGAGGAUCAAGAGAGCCAAGAGAGUCAAGAGAGUCAAGCCGUCCCUCCCACAACUCAAACAGUCACAGUUUGGACUCUGAAAAACUGUACAAAAAUCUUGACUCCAUCUCUCGACGUGACUCUCCAGCCUUGCAGCCAAACUCCCACGAAGGGUCUCGAAGCCCCCGGCUCAGAACAGAUAAAAACCCUUCCCCAACCACUCGCAGUCGUGAUAGUCGUGAAUGCUCUCCCCCUAUAAGUGGCUAUGGUACACACAGCCAUUCACCCCAAAGAGAAACCAAGCAUAGCGACACCAGACCUGACACAGCACAGAGCUACUCAAGGAGACCAGAGAGGGUAGCUAGAGAGGAACGGACAGAGAUGCACCCCCCUAAAACCAACCCCAGCCUCCCUCCAGGCUCCUGGCAUGGCUCCUCCCACUCCCUUCUAAGCCCUGCCCUCUCUUGUAGCUCCUCCCCACCACGACUAGGCAUCGACUCCCAGCUGCUUGCCAAUUCGUUGAAACCCUACGCUGCGACCAUGGAAAUGAAUGACAGGCCAAUCAGUGACAGGAGCAAGAGUAAUAUAAGGCGGGGCCUGGAGUACCUGUUGACCCGAGAGGAGCCCAAGAGAACCGCCUCAGUGGACUCCCAGGGGAUGACCAUAGAGGACUACGUCAUUCUGGCCGACAUCCCCAGACUGGACCUGGGGUCAGAGGGAGAGGGGGCAGAGGUGCUACUGGGCCCGAGGAGGAGGACCCAGAGCCCCAGCCCACGUAGAGACCAGAGGCACAGGACACCCAGGUGA